AUGAACGUGGGUUUAAAAUAAUGUUAUGUUUGGGUUUGUAGUUUUGGUUUACAAUAUGUAGGGGUAGAAAGGGUCAGGGUUUGGUUUCGGUUUGUAAACCUAAGGUAAGUUGAACCCUAAGGGUCAUUUUUUAUGCCUUUGGGCUCAUCCGCCUCGGGUUGGCUUCUUUUAAAUUUGAUUUGGAUCGGGUUCUGGUCUAUUGGGCCUUCUGUCAGUUUUAGUAGACCUAAGUUGAUCUCUUUGGACUUUGAUUUGAACCUGUGGCUCAUAUAAGCCGGCCCGGUCUAGUACGGGCUGAGACUGUGCCGGACAGGCCCUCUUUUAGGUUUAUUUAGGGCUCUUUCUCAAUAAUUUAUAAAUUUUCAGAAUGCUCUUGAUCAAAGCACAGCAACAUCUCUCAGAUCCUUUAUUAAUCACAGUACAUCAGUAUCAUUAAAAGGUAGUCCACUAGUACUUCCAAAGCAUCUGAAACAUGACUUCGGACUAACAACAGACAAAACGGAUCUUUUUGAUGCUACAACAUCAGUUGAUAUUCAACAUGAUGACAAAAGUAUCAACACAUCGCUGCACGAGAAUCUACAGUCUUCUGAUGUUAACAUAGAGGGAGCUGAUGACAAAGCCUCUAAAAAUGUUAUAAAAGCUGACAUAGGCUCAAAUACAGUAAAUUUAGAGCAGAAUACUGUAUCUACUAGCAUGUCAAUUGAUUUUGAUGAUAUAAAAAAUCAUGAUGACGCAUUAAAUGGACAAAACAGAGCUAAAAAGCGUCAUGAUGACAUGUUUGACAAAAGUUGCUGUACAUCACUAAUAGAGAAUGUGGAUGUGAUGACGGGUACGAGGAGUUUUGAGCACGAUACUAUUGGGAAUAAGUAUGGUAAAGUUGAUUUUUGUGGCGAAACUGAUGACAAAUCAUGGGCUGAUGUUAAGGAUGUGAGCAUAUCAGCUGGAGUCGAGAACGAUGACAAAAGUAUAUGUACGAGUGUGAAUGAGAACUUGGAAGCGGGUGUGGGGACUGAUCGGGUGCUGGUUUAUGUAAGUUUUAUAUAAUAGUUCGGUUUAAAAGUGGCAAAAAUGGGUAAAAUGAACGUGGAAGAUUUUCAGUGGGAAUUGUAUUAGAAAUUUUUCACUUUUUUUGGUUUUUUAGUUCUUGAGCUUAAAAUGAGUCAAAAUUAAAGAAAAAUAUUUUUUUGUGUAAAAUACGGUCUGCAGAGCCAAUUCUGAUAACGUUUUUAGAAUCGCUCCAUGGAGACAUCAGAAAUUAGGUAUUGGCGAGGAGAGAGCAGUCGUUGUGUUCAGACAAUGUUUCCAGAAGACUUUGAAGACGAUGAGAAUGUCAUGGAUGCUGAAACGCGAAGGAAAUUGUUUUCAAAAGCUAAUCAGGACUUUAGUUUUGAAGAUUUAUCAAAUCAUGAUGUUAGGUAUGUUUUUGAAUUGCACCGUGCAAAAAAUUUGAAAAAUUAAUUUAUAAAAUUUUUUGAUUGAUAAUUUAAAAAUUUGAAAUUAAUAUUAUAAAGUAGUACUAUUUUUAUAUAUUAGUGUUAUUUUGGAGCCAAUAUCUUUUUUUUACUUUUAUUAAACUUUUUUUAUGUGACUGCACCGUGCAAAGUUAAAAAAAAUUUUUGAAAAUUUUCAUUUUUUAAUUUUAAAAAACUAUUAUCUUUUUAGCCAAAUGUUUGUUACUGUCUAACAUUCAUACUAUUUUCAGCAUCCAGUACUCUCUGCCAGGCCAAGAUGUGUGUGAAACGGGCGUCCAGACCUUAUUAUCAACUUGUGAUCUGAAUGAGAUGGAAGAAUGUGCCGCCAAGUCAAAAUCAACCGCAGCAAUGAUUAAAAUAACCAAGAAUGACUCUACUACAAGUUUAGAUGGCAGUGAUGAGAACUUGAAUUGCAAAAAGGAGGAUGUUGUUAAGCAAGACCUUAUCAUUCAAACAGACGACUCUUACCUUAAGAUAGCCAGACGACUGGAUGAAUACCGGACCAACAGGUCACAGGGUAUUCAAGUCUACACUGUGGGUCAGUCGUCACCUUCACAUCGCCGCAAAAACAGUCGAUAUUUGGCGGCUGCGAGUAAUUUUGUCAGGAGACGAAGCAGUCGAUCGCCGAGAGUGCCAAGAUACCCAAGGAAUGAGAAAACACCUCAGCGGGACGAGGAGAUGACAACAAGACCUGAGUUGUUGUUACCUGUUGCAUUGUUGGAGGAGUAUUCACAUGCCGGGCCUAGUACUAGCAGUGGGCAUGUGCGGUCGGGUAGGUUAAUAUAAGUUUUUAAUAGAAAAUUGGGCAGGGACUUUGUUUGAGGGUGGGAUAGGAUAAAUAAGGUACGAUGAGAUGGGGUACACGUCAUACCGAGAGGUGAAAUAGAACCAACGUGGCGUUUCGUCUAACAAAACGGCGCGUAGUGUCACAUUUUCAAAAAUUGAUUGUUUUUUUUAUUUUAUUAUUUUCAAUCGAUAUUUGAAGCGCAGCGAUUUGUGUUUCUGCGUUGACGAAACGUCACAACCGCUUUAUUUCACAAAUUUGUUUUAUUUCGGUUUGACGUGGGGUAGGGUAAGAUAAUGAAAUUUUUUUUUAAAUUUAAAAUUUUGCAAUUUUUCAGAAGACGAAAUCUCGGAUCUAUCAGAAGUGGCAGAGUUAACAACGACUCGGAAGAUGGCAAAAGUCUUGACAUUUUUGGAACCAAAACCCCCAGCUUCUGGCUUAUUAGCGGUGGCACAGAACGCUCAAGUAACGACGGAAAAAGCGAAACGAAAAGUUAGUUGGAGGCCAAAGCUACUCAGUAGAGCUUCAACAUCAUCAUUGUUUGGCAAUGAGGAGAAGAAAAGUGUCAAGGUAGGAAGUUUGAACAGAAUUUCUUUUUUUUGGGGGGUGUUUUUUUUGUAAAAUACGUGGCGCCGGAUUUUCGUGUAUGAAAGGGAGAGGCUAAGACCAAAAAAUUUGGAGGGAGGGGGAAAAAAAAAUUUCGGGUGGUGGGUUUAAAAAUUUUUUUUGUAUUAAAUUUGAUAAUAUGAACCCUCUUUAUAAUAAUAGCUUUUUCACCGUCCUUUGUAAUAGAACUUUAUCAAAAAUUACCUGGGUAGUGCACUAUAGUGUCACAUCCUGUUUAUAACGGCACUUUGGUCUAAACUUUUGAGUGUUAUCUAAACAGGGUUGACUGUAUCUCAAUAUACCUUCUCUAACUUUGUGUUUGUUAUCUACCCACCUACUCAUUUUCAAUUCCUUUUCUAUAAAUGAGGUUCACUUACUUACAAGUACAUAUAUUUCCAUAAAGAACACAUAUCCAUGCACAUAUAUUGUUUUCUCAACACAAAUUUGUUAUCACAUACACCUUUCAGCAUGAUAAGUAAUAUUUUGUAUGUCACUAAAUAUUGCACAUGAUUGAAAAACGUUAAACUUGGUACACUAAACUCAACGGUUUGUCUUUCACAUUAUUAUGCACAUCAGUAGCACCCACCUUCACUGCAUUUGUAAGUUGGUAUAUACGAUUUUUAACGGCAAAAAAAAUUUAGAGUAUUAGUCUGUUUAAAUAAUUUUGAGCCUCUGAACUCUGAAAAUUUGCUUUCAGAAUGGCUCAAAAUUAAUUUAACAGCCAAAUAUUUAUUGCACUGUGCCAAAAUUUAUCAUUACAGUAUCUUACAGUAAUAAAAAAUUAUUUUUGAUAUGAUUUUCAGCAGAUAUCCGCCAGUUUUGAUCAUUCCACAUCCUCAGCCAUUAGUCGAGUACUAGAGCGCGACUCUCCUCGUCGUUCAUCUCUCCCCGUUCCAAUCAAGAAUCCGAUUCCGACCGGUCGAGUAAAGGAUUACGUGACUAAACAUGAGAAGGGAAUCCACUCUCCAGGCACGGUGGAAGGCUUGAAGAAGGGCAUGGUACAGGUUAUUGACAUGAGGACCAAGAAUUCUGGAUAA
Messenger RNA from Bursaphelenchus okinawaensis, 3899 nucleotides. Lineage: Eukaryota; Metazoa; Nematoda; Chromadorea; Rhabditida; Aphelenchoididae. The record is from the annotation of a GenBank genome assembly.